CAUUCUCUUCCAUAAUCAUUUCUGGGGCACAAUGUUUCUAGUGUUGGUUCCCAUCGCCAAUGGAACAGAAGAAAUAGAAGCCGUAUGUGUUAUAGAUACCCUUAGAAGAGCAGGCUUCGAAGUCACUGUUGCCUCUGUACACGACACCACGAGUGUGGUUUGUUCACGACAAGUACAAAUAGUUGCUGACUGUCUGCUAUCCGAGUGCAGAGAUAGAGUAUAUGACUUGAUAGUUCUACCUGGCGGAGCAAAAGGUGCAGAAAACCUGGCAGCAAGUGAGCUAUUGGCAAAGCUACUGAAAAGGCAAGCAGUGGAGAACCGCUGGUUUGGUGCUAUUUGUGCGUCGCCAGCCAUAGUGUUGUACUCUUUGGGCUUAUUGCCUGCACGUGCCACUUGCCAUCCCAGCGUGGAGGAUAAAAUAGACAACGUUGCAAAGGAACACAUAAAAGAACGAGUCGUUGUUGAUGCAGACAAAAAGUGUGUUACUAGUAGAGGGCCAGGGACAGCCAUCGAGUUUGCCUUGCAACUUAUAGAGUGCCUCGCGGGAACAAAACUUCGUCAGGAAGUGGAAUAUCCAAUGAUUACAGCAAGUAUUUGAAAAAAUAAAGCAAAUAUUCUUAUUCCUUAUUCACAAGACAGUAUUUUGA
Molecule: messenger RNA, 647 nt
Organism: Galdieria sulphuraria
Lineage: Eukaryota; Rhodophyta; Bangiophyceae; Galdieriales; Galdieriaceae
Product: 4-methyl-5(b-hydroxyethyl)-thiazole monophosphate biosynthesis
Exons: 2
Coding region: 32-598 (188 amino acids)
Biological process (GO): guanine deglycation, glyoxal removal; protein deglycation, glyoxal removal
Cellular component (GO): nucleus; cytosol
Molecular function (GO): protein deglycase activity
Source: RefSeq, a predicted model, not a curated record